Molecule: messenger RNA, 3639 nt
Organism: Leucoraja erinaceus (little skate)
Lineage: Eukaryota; Metazoa; Chordata; Chondrichthyes; Rajiformes; Rajidae
Product: C-X-C chemokine receptor type 2-like
Exons: 1
Coding region: 2614-3597 (327 amino acids)
Biological process (GO): neutrophil chemotaxis; immune response; G protein-coupled receptor signaling pathway
Cellular component (GO): membrane
Molecular function (GO): C-X-C chemokine receptor activity
Source: RefSeq, a predicted model, not a curated record
GGUCUGUGGACGACGGCGCCGAGCCCACGGCUCCCUGGGGGGGAGACCGCUUUUCGGGGCUUCUGCGGUGGCGACUUCUCCCGCCCGAGUUGCGGGGUCGAAGAGCUCCUGGAGCGGGGCCUACAUCACUGCCCCGCGCGGCUGGAAUGGCCGCGGACUUUGCGAGCGCACACCGGGGGCUCCAACAUCAAGACCCGGUGUGCGACCUCGCACCACCCGGCGUGGCUUCAAUGGCCGCUGGACAAUCGCCAUCGCCAGCCGGGGGCUAUGACUUUGACUCUGACAUCGGGGGGGGGGGGGGAGUGCAGUGGAGAGAUACGUUUAUUUGGCCUUCCAUCACAGUUAUGUGAUGGAUGUUUAUGUUAAAUGUAAUUAUGUUGUGUCUGGGGUCUAUUUGUGUGUAUUGUAUGGCUGCAGAAACGGCAUUUCGUUUGGACCUCCAGGGGUCCAAAUGACAAAAUUGAUUCUGAUUCUGAUUCUGAUUCUGAUCUGUGGAGAACAUGGAUAGGUGACGUUUCACAGUGUGCUGGAGUAACUCAGCGGGUCAGGCAGCAUCUGUGGAGAACAUGGAUAGGUGACGUUUCAGAGUGCUGGAGUAAUCCAGUGGGUCAGGCAGCAUCUGUGGAGAACAUGGAUAGGUGACGGUUUCGGUCGGGACCCUUCUUUACUCUCCAGGUGCUGCCUGACUCAAUGUGUUCCUCCAGCACUUAGUGUUUUAUCAGCAUUCCAGCAUCUGCAGUUUCUUGUGACGUGACUUUGUUGCAUCUUGCAGCUUUAUUAACAGUUUAAUUACUUGUCAAUGGUUACGGUUGAUGUGUGAGUAACUGUAUCAUUGGUUUCUACAAGUUCUAUAUAUGUCAACAGACAGGUUAACAGUCAGUGUUGUUCUAUGUAAUACUAGAUAAACAUUAUAGUGUAAAACCAAAGUCCACAGUGCAGCCAAAGACAAGGUCCAUAAAGAUCUGUGCAUCUACCCGAUCUAUUCCUCUCAUGAUUUCAUACAGAGGGUGGUGAAUCUGCAGAAUUCAUUGCUGUGGAGGCCAAGUCAAUGGAUAUUUUUUAAAUUUGGAGUUUGAUAGAUUCUUGAUUAGUACGAGUGUCAGGGGUUAUGGGGAGAAGGCAGGAGAAUGGGGUUAGGAGGGAGAGAUAGACCAGCCGUGAUUGGGUGGCGGAGUAGACUUGAUGGGCCGAAUGGUCUAAUUCUGCUCCUAGAACUUAUGAAAUUAAUGGCUCUGUUUAAGAAAGAACUGCAGUUGCUGGAAAAAUUGAAGGUAGACAAAAAUGCUGGAGAAACUCAGCAGGUGAGGCAGCAUCUAUGGGGCGAAAGAAUAGGUGACAUUUCGGGUCGAGAUCCUUCUUCAGACUGAUCAUGGCUCGUGUGUAGGAUAUUGCUAGUUUAUGGGGUGAUCGCUGGUCGGGACGGGCUGAAUAGCCUGUUUCCAUGCUGUACCUCUAAAAUGUAAAGUUUAAAGCCUAAUGAAAUAAUGGUUUAAAGUCCCAAAUACCUCACAUUUCAUUUGCUGAAGAUAGACACAAAAUGGUGGAGUAACUCAGCGGGACAGGCAACAUCUCCAGAGAGAAGGAAUGGGUGACGUUUCAGGUUUUAGACCCUUCUUCAGACUGAGAGUUAGGGGUGGGAUAGAGAUAUGGAAGGGUAAGGUGUGAAAAUACAGAUCAAAGGGGACUGCGGCCAAGGAGAUGUAGAAGGGGAAGUUGACAACGAGGCUUACAAUCAGUAAUAUUUAAUCAGGAGGACAGCGGAACUAAUGGGAGAACUAGGGUGGGGGAGUGAUGCUGAGUCAUAGUCACAGAGUGAUACAGCGUGGAAACAGGCCCUUCGGCCCAACUUGCCCACACCAGCCAACACGUCCCAUCUACACUAACCCCACCUGCCUACGCUUGAUCUCACCAAUGUAGAGCAGCUGACACCUAGAGCAGCGAAUGCAAUAGAUGAGGUUGGAGGAGGUGCAGGUGAACCUCUGCCGCACCUGGAAAGACUGCUUGGGUCCUUGGAUGGAGUCAAGGGGGGCUGUAAAGCGACAAGUGUAGCAUUUCCUGCGGUUGCAAGGGAAAGUGCCUGGGGAGGGAAUGGUUUGGGUGGGAAGGGACAAAUUGACCAGGGAGUUACGGAGGGUGCGGUCUCUGCGGGAAAGCAGACGGGAGGAGAUGGGAAGAUGUGGCCAGUGGUGGGAUCCCAUUGGAGGUGGCGAAAAUGUCGGAGGAUUAUCUGUUGUACGUGAUGGCUGGUAGGGUGGAAGGUGAGGACAAGGGGGACCCUGCCCUUGUUACGCGUAGGGGGGAUGGGGAGUGAGAGCAGAGUCACGGGGUAUAGAAGUGACCCUGGUGAGAGACUCACCUAUAGUAGAAGAGGGGAACCCCCCUUCCCUAAAGAAUGAUGACAUCUCCAAUGCCCUGGUGUAGAACACCUCACCUGGGUGCAGAUGCGGCGUAGACAGAGGAAUUGGGAGUAGGGGAUAGAGUCCUUACAGGAAGCAGGGUGAGAAGAUGUGUGGUCCUGAUAGCCAUGCGAGUCAGUGGGUUUGUUAAACAUUCUUAUACUUUGUUAAACUUUCUUAAAUAUCUCAUUUGCAAAUCUAUUUUUCGUUCCAGAAAAUGUCUUCCACGUUGUCCACAAAUGGAACUGAAGAAACACCCUUCAUUAUCGAUCUGGACACAAUUUCAUGUGUAAGAAGAGAGUUUGUGACCAUGAAGACCAUCACGGCGGUGGUCUACAGCCUGGUGUGUCUCUUGGCCGUGACGGGGAAUGUACUGGUGUUGGUGGUCAUCCUUCACAACCGCCGCUCCAUCUCCUCCACGGACGUCUACCUGCUCCAUCUGGCCACGGCCGACCUGCUCUUUGCCCUCACCCUGCCCUUCUGGGCAGUGGACGCCGUGUCUCCCUGGGUGUUUGGUGACGCCAUGUGUAAGGUGAUCAGUAUGUUGCAGGAGGUGAACUUUUACAGUGGCAUCCUGCUGCUGGCCUGCAUCAGCGUGGAGCACUACCUGGCCAUUGUCCGCUCUGUCCAGUCGCACGGCCACAAGAGGUCGUGGAUGGUCAAACUGGUGUGUGCCAUCGUCUGGCUCGUGGCCCUGCUCCUGUCCUCGCCCGUCCUCGACAAUGAAGUAUUCUACGGCAAUAAAGUUAACCGGUCCGUCUGUAACGAGGAACACGACGGUGAUUUUGACAAACCGUGGAAACUGGGCAUCAAAGUUUGUCGCCUGGUCAUCGGCUUCCUCGUGCCGCUGGCCACCAUGGUCUUCUGCUACUCCGUCACUGUGUGGAAACUGUGCCAGACCAAGGGCUUCCAGAAACAGAAAGCCAUGAAGGUCAUCAUCGCGGUGGUGCUGGCCUUCCUGGCGUGCUGGCUGCCCUACCAUCUAACCAUGGUUGUGGACAUGCUGGUGAGAGUCGAACACAUCGACGUCUCCUGCAUCCAACGUGACCACUUGGACAGGGCCGUGCUGGCCACCCAGUGCUUGGCCUUUCUUCACAGCUGCAUCAACCCAAUCCUCUACGCCUUCAUCGGGGUGAAGUUCAGGAGCAACCUGGUCAAACUCCUGGCUCAUAAAGAGAAGCGAAGAAUCCCAAUUCAAUAAAUCACGCUCAUCCUCAGUCACUGAACAGACAUCCACCACCAU